UUGCCUAACGUCCCAACCCAAUAUUAGGCAAGUGUCCUUGAAGGCAAUGCAGCAGCCUCUGGUAAAGAAAGAACCAUUGGUGGCUGGAAGUGUACUGAGUAGGAGGCGAGUCCUUCUGGGUAAAAAUGUCCCUCGUGGAAACGGAGGGCAUGGGAUCCCUGGAGGAAGGGAGCAAAGGACAUUUUUCCUGAAGCCCUCCAGGACAGUGUUGGAGCAGUCUGGUCAGUGCCACUUUGCCUGCUGACCUGAUGAUGCAGGGCAGUGGGAAGGACUAGGCUUGUGCCUUCGGGGUAACAGAACAUCUGCCCCCCAGAUCCAGUCUCUUGUUUAUCCAUGCAGUAAAGAGAGGGCAUCUUAAGUAAGGCUGGCAUUCUUGCAGUGAAAGCAGGCAUCAGGCUUUUGCUUCUAAGGGAAAGAGGAAAGCAAGUGCAGCCUGUGCGCAAAUGCUGGUGGUGCCUCCCCUCCCCCCCACCCCCCGGAGGCCGAGAAUGGGGGGUAGUAGGAGGGGCUGGCUGUGACUGCAUUCAUGGAAAUGAGCCUGGAGGAGCGGAGCAGCACACACUCGGAGCGUCAGCUAGGGCUGCAGCUCUGCGCGUCCAUCUCUGCAGUCCACACCGGCCUUCCCCACUGGGCCCAGCGCGUUUGCACCUGCGGGGCCAGUACUCUCAGCUUUUGUUUUCUCUGGACACCUUCUUCUCUGGCCCUGCUGUGCUGGCGCACACAUGCUGUCCUUGCUCCAGCUCUCCCUGCACCUACAGCUGUGGGAGCUCCCGGCAGCCUGGGACUGUGGGAUCGCUGCACAGAACCACCAUGGCCUCUGACGCGGAGAGCUGUGACCUGCCGAGGCUUUGAUGUUGCUGCCCAGGGCUUGCCAGGACACUGGGGCCGCAGGAGAGGGGACUCACCGUGGGCCAGAGUGCAAUGGUGCAAUCUCGGCUCACUGCAACCUCUGCCUCCCAAGUUCAAGUGAUUCUCCUGCCUCAGCCUCAUGAGAAGCCAGGAUUACAGUUCCCAGUGACCUGACCGCAGAGGAGCGUCAAGAACUGGAGAACAUCCGGCGGAGAAAACAGGAGCUGCUGGCUGACAUUCAGAGGCUGAAGGAUGAGAUAGCAGAAGUAGCUAAUGAGAUUGAAACCCUGGGAUCCACAGAGGAAAGGAAAAACAUGCAGAGGAACAAACAGGUAGCCAUGGGCAGGAAAAAAUUUAAUAUGGACCCUAAAAAGGGGAUCCAGUUCUUAAUAGAGAAUGACCUGCUGAAGAACACCUGUGAAGACAUUGCCCAGUUCUUAUAUAAAGGCGAAGGGCUCAACAAGACAGCCAUUGGUGACUACCUAGGGGAGAGAGAUGAAUUUAAUAUCCAGGUUCUUCAUGCAUUUGUGGAGCUGCAUGAGUUCACUGAUCUUAAUCUCGUCCAGGCGCUACGGCAGUUUCUGUGGAGCUUCCGGCUACCGGGAGAGGCCCAGAAGAUCGACCGGAUGAUGGAGGCAUUUGCCCAGCGAUACUGUCAGUGCAAUAAUGGCGUGUUCCAGUCCACGGACACUUGUUAUGUCCUCUCCUUUGCCAUCAUCAUGUUGAACACCAGUCUGCACAACCCCAAUGUCAAAGAUAAGCCCACAGUGGAGAGGUUCAUUGCCAUGAACCGAGGCAUCAAUGAUGGAGGAGACUUGCCGGAGGAGCUACUCCGGAAUCUCUAUGAGAGCAUAAAAAAUGAACCCUUCAAAAUCCCGGAAGAUGACGGGAACGACCUCACUCACACUUUCUUCAAUCCAGACCGAGAAGGCUGGCUAUUGAAACUCGGAGGUGGCAGGGUAAAGACUUGGAAGAGACGCUGGUUCAUUCUGACCGACAACUGCCUUUACUACUUUGAGUAUACCACGGAUAAGGAGCCCCGUGGAAUCAUCCCUUUAGAGAAUCUGAGUAUCCGGGAGGUGGAGGACUCCAAAAAACCAAACUGCUUUGAGCUUUAUAUCCCAGACAAUAAAGACCAAGUCAUCAAGGCCUGCAAGACCGAGGCUGACGGGCGGGUCGUGGAGGGGAACCACACUGUUUACCGGAUCUCAGCUCCGACGCCCGAGGAGAAGGAGGAGUGGAUGAAGUGCAUUAAAGCAGCCAUCAGCAGGGACCCUUUCUAUGAAAUGCUCGCGGCACGGAAAAAGAAGGUCUCCUCCACGAAGCGACACUGAGUGUGCAGCCAAGGGCGUCGGUCUGCGGGGCUUCGGAGCUCCUGCCCUUCUCCCGCGCCUCCACGGAUGUGCUGCUGCCUGGCAGAGCGUCCUCUGCCAGGCCCUGCCCUGGAUUCUUAGAGACUAGCUUCAGCUUUUGCUAUUUUUUUUUUAAGUGGGAGAAGUGUGGGCUGUUAUCACUGGGGAAAAGGGGACCGGCUGCCUAUCCAGCAUGGGCUGCUGAGCCUUUCUCUCUCACAGGGCAGAGCUCCUGUUGGCAGGGCAGCCUCCUGGCGAGUUUCUCUGCUCGGUGUUCUGGUAGCAGAGCUUGGUGCCAACUGUUUACCUCCUGGUUGUCCCGGUGAAGAAGCCUUCAACCCCUGCACCAUAAAUACAUGUAUCCAUAUAUUAUUAUAUGUUAAGAAAAAAGGUGGAAAGGAAGAGAAGCCACAUACUAUAAAGAUCUAUUUUUUUUUAAGAGAGAACAUAGUGCUGUUCAGGUGCGUUCUGCCCUGGCUGUUCUGGGAGCUUCUCCCUGGAGAAGAGCACCCAGGGCUGCAGCUGAGGGGCAUCAGCCUGGGCCCGAGGCAGGGCCUGGCCCACCUCUCCUGUGCUGUGGGAGCUGACUGCCUAGUGCUUGUCUGGGCGAGAGAGACAGGUGAGGUCAAGGAUGCAGAGGGCAGAGGUGCGGUGGGCCUCGGACAACACAGUCAGACUGGGGCCUGCCCUGGCCGGGGGCACAGCCAGCAGCAGCAGCAUGCAGUCCAGCAGCUCCCGCAGAUAUUUCUCCAUCCCAAGUGCCUGCGGAGCGCCAAGGAGAGAGGAGAGAACUGACCGGACGCUUACGUUAUUUUCCUCCUUCAGAAUCCAAGUUCUUGUGGGGCUUUAACGUAGAAAGUCAGCAUUUUCCUUGAGCUAAAUACCUAAUAACCAAAACUGUGAGGAAAGUUAUCGGGACAGAGCUUCCAGAUAACCUAACUGUUUCAUAUUUGGUUUUUCUUCCUUUUCCCCAGAACUCCAGUCCUCGUUCUAGAGGAAGGAGUAGGACUUACCCAAUCCCCUUAGGGCUUCAGCUUUUUCUGCCUCAAAACUGGCCCUAACUGGACUACUCUGGAUACGUUUUGUGGUGGGCCCCCUAGAGGGGAGGAUAGGCCUUUAUCUGCUCAGUGGAGUGCACUGGAGUGAGGUGGGGUGGCCAGGCAGCCUCUCACAUCUCUCUUCUCCCUGCAGGCACUGUGUGAGCUGGCCCUGCCCUCAUUCCAGUGUGAAGGGAGCCAUGAUACGCAGCAUUUUCCUGCCGUUCUCUCAGGGACUCUCAAGGGCAGCUCCUGCCCCUCCGCCAGGGCCAGCAUGCCAGUCCAGGCCGAGCAGGUGGCUGGCCGUCUGGCCUUCUCGGCCCGCCCCUCCACAGGACCCUGGCGCAGGGCGGUGCAGGGCGUGGCCCCGAGGAGGCAGGUGGAGGAGCUGCGGGUUUCCACAGGGCCGCAUCGCCACAGAUCUUCUGACCCUUUGGGGUUGGCGAGCAUCUCUGGAAAUAGCUUUUGCAGAGGCGUGGUGGGAGGAACGGAGGGGGACAGUCUCUCACUGCCCCCUCCCCGAUCUGUGUAGAUCCUACCUGGAGUGGCUUCACGCACUUUUGUGCCAGAGCUUGUGAGGGUGACAGAAGAGGGUCCAGGCUGGAAACCUGAACUUUCUGGGUGGGAGAACCAGGCGGUGCCUGCUGAGGUCUGGGCAUGUUUGGGCCGGCACUGGAGCCUGUCCAGCUGGCCUAGACCCUGACCUGGUUCUCACAAGUGUUUCCUAGUCAGAGAGGCACCUGGGUCAGUAUUAGUCUAUUUAUCAGAGGUGUAAAUAAUCUAUGUAUAGUUUUUCUCCUUUUAGAUUAUUUUGUAUUUGUUUAAAAGAAGUUUUGUCAAAAUACAAAAAUAUAAAGAAAUGACUGAAAGUUGUUGACAGGGUUUUUUAAAAAAUUAUAAUUAUUCUAAUUGUUUUUGUUUGUUUGUUUUUGCCUUGUAAACUAGCGCCAAGGAACUGCAGCAAAUAAACUCCAAAUUUGCCCAUGCC
Callithrix jacchus (white-tufted-ear marmoset) is the source of this 4226-nucleotide messenger RNA. NCBI's taxonomy places the organism in Eukaryota, Metazoa, Chordata, Mammalia, Primates, Cebidae. The record is from RefSeq and is a predicted model, not a curated record.